Dendrobium catenatum is the source of this 936-nucleotide messenger RNA. Its product is annotated as V-type proton ATPase 16 kDa proteolipid subunit. The record is from RefSeq and is a predicted model, not a curated record. The transcript has 3 exons. Lineage: Eukaryota; Viridiplantae; Streptophyta; Magnoliopsida; Asparagales; Orchidaceae. The coding region runs from base 158 to 652 and encodes 164 amino acids. Gene Ontology annotation, cellular component: proton-transporting V-type ATPase, V0 domain. Gene Ontology annotation, biological process: proton transmembrane transport. Gene Ontology annotation, molecular function: proton-transporting ATPase activity, rotational mechanism.
AAAUUUUAAGAUCAUACAAACGCAACAUUCCCUUAGAAAACAGGAUAAAUCGGGAAAUAGAAAAUUAGAAAUCUCGGUAAAGGACGCCGUUAUCCCAUUCCGGCGAUCGGUGGAGAGAGAAAGGACCUACUACCGUGGAGAUCUUAUCACCUUCUUGAUGGCCGGGUUUAGCGGUGACGAGACAGCCCCUUUCUUCGGCUUCCUGGGCGCCGCUGCCGCCCUCGUCUUCUCCUGCAUGGGAGCCGCAUACGGGACGGCAAAGAGCGGCGUGGGAGUGGCGUCGAUGGGUGUGAUGAGGCCGGAGCUCGUGAUGAAGUCGAUCGUGCCUGUGGUCAUGGCUGGAGUGCUAGGCAUCUAUGGUCUCAUCAUUGCCGUCAUCAUCAGCACGGGGAUUAACCCUAAAGCAAAGUCUUACUACCUUUUUGAUGGCUACGCGCACCUAUCUUCUGGUCUGGCCUGCGGUCUCGCUGGGCUUUCCGCUGGUAUGGCCAUAGGCAUCGUUGGCGAUGCUGGAGUUAGAGCCAACGCUCAACAGCCCAAGCUCUUUGUUGGAAUGAUACUUAUCCUCAUCUUUGCUGAAGCUUUGGCGCUCUAUGGCCUUAUUGUUGGCAUUAUUCUGUCUUCAAGGGCUGGGCAAUCUAGAGCUGAUUAGAGCAGGCAAACAAAGGGAGAGAAAGCCUUCGGUUGCAUCAAUUUGUGAGUGUCCGCUCUGUUUCUUCCUUCUGCCAUUAAAUCUUCCUUGGUAAUGUGACCCACUUGUAUGCCCUCUAAAUAUUUUGACUGGCUUUCUGUAUCUAUGUAGCAUUCCUUCUUAUCCAUGACAGGAUUAAGUUUAUAUGCGAAUAAAUGUGAGCAAACUGUUAAAUUGAAUUCAGUACCUUUCAUAUUUUGUAGAGAUAGACAUUCUAAUUGUUGAUAUGUACCAUCCUUUUGGUA